Molecule: messenger RNA, 2917 nt
Organism: Porites evermanni
Lineage: Eukaryota; Metazoa; Cnidaria; Anthozoa; Scleractinia; Poritidae
Source: the annotation of a GenBank genome assembly
AUGUUCCCUGCUAUCAAGAAUGCUGGAACAGGCGCGUGGAGAAAUCCAGCCUCUCUAGAACACACAACAGUAUUUGAUCAUAAGGUUGCCGCAAAGACCGCUGAGGAUUUAUUAAGCAAACAUUCGGAGCAGCAAGCAAAGAAACGACCAAGAAUUGUUGCCUCUAACAAAACAGAUCAGUUAUUUGUUGAAGAUGGUAAGUCCUAAACAUAUUCGUUUAAUUCUAUUUUUUUCCCCUCAGUGAUAAUUAUUUCAAAAGAACCCUAACAGAAACGUGGGACUCCACCAAAAAAUACUUGUUGAAAUCACUAGUAAGUGCCUCCUAUAUUUGUGAUAAAAUAAAUAGGAGCAAAAGUUUACUCUUGUUUUUCUAUCCUACUUGCUGAUAAAAUCUCGAGUUCGCCGUCUAAUUGUUAUAUAAAAGCUGUUCGUUUAAUUACCGGCUACAGAGAGUAGUGUGGGGAGCGAUUUAGAAAAAGGGGCAAUUAGAGACAGUACUUUACCAAAUACAGUUAACGACAAAAAACAAAUAAACCUAGCAAAGUCUGGAUUAGCCGCGGCCAUAUGUGUAUUAAAGAUCCAGAGCCUAGUUUAAGUAAGGAACAAAUUAAAACGUUUGUAUUGUUUGCAUUCAUUUGUUGGUGUAAGGGAGGAAGCGUUCCGUCCAGUUUCUGCUGAUAAGAACAAAAGAAAAGAAUCAAUCGUCAUUCUUUGCGAGGAUAGUUAUUUUCAGGAUUUACUCAGGAGCAGGUAUCGAUUUACUAUCGGAACUAUACGUUAAUUUUACGAUUUCAUCCACAGACGCAAAUGGUAGAACCGUUUGGUACUGCAUAACAAAUAGCAUCACAUCAAAUAGUUCUGCUCGAUAGCUUUCAUUUGAUUUGUCACAUUUUUUAUUUUGAUGGAAUCCACAGACAUUUCGAAAUUCGGAGCACAUUACGGAACCUAGUGGAUCGUGUUCCAAAGGGGCUGAAGAUGCUGUUAAAAAGGAGUACUUGGCAGAAGCUGUUAACUUACGAUUUUUCUCGGCCUGGUUUUCCUUGACCUCACUAGGAACUUCUUCCUGCUGGCGGAGUUGAGAUUUUCUUUCAUCAGCUUUUGACGAAAUCGGGAUUUCUGUGUGGUUAUAGAAAUAAAAGGCAAUGCGAGAAAUUAGUGUUGUAAUAUAUAGCCUGAUCUGAAAUAUCGAAAGCCGAGUCAGAGGGAUGGAUUUCCUUAGCCUGCGUCGAAGACACUCUAAACCUUUUGUAUAGGACUAUACAAAUGGUUUUAAAAGACGAAAAUUGCGUGGGCAGGCUGCAACGCAGGCUAGGAUUUCCUCUCAUGGCCAAUGAAUCUGCUACCUUGUUCUCUCCACGGGCAUGCGUUCCGCCUUUUUUACUUACGAUUUUUCUGGGCCUGGUUUUCCUUGACCUCUCUAGAAGCUUCUUCCUGUUGGAGGAGUUCAGCUUUUCCUUCAUCUGCUUCUGAUGACAUCGGGUUUUCUGUGUGGUUAUAGAAAAUCAAAAGCGUGGAAUGUAAGAAAUUAGUGUUGAAAUAUAUAGCCUGUACGGUACAACACUCAGACAUUAUCCGCCUUCAGGCUUGAAAGAUCAGAAGUGAGAGAGAUAGAUUUCCUGUGAUGCGGGCCUAUGAGUCUACUACCUUGUUCUCUUUCUAGCUACAUGCAAGCGCUGUACCUGUUUUGAUGUUUUGCCCCCGAUUGCCUUAAUUUUAUGUCGUAGAAGAAGUGUGUUUUCUGGAUAUUUCUACCCCGUUUAAGCAAACUGAAGACAUUUCUUCAAAGAAAAUUUAAUUCUUUAUCGUAAACCAAAGAGCUCCUAAAUGAGCUUUCUGGGCCAGAACGCAGUUAGAACUUUGGAGCAACAGCCUCGGGCUCAAGACAAUUGCAUUAGCGUGAAUAUACUAGUCAAGAGUUUCACUAAUAACACAGAAAAUUAUUUUUGUUCCAGAAGACCAAGACCUUGGAAAUCAAAAGAAGCCAUUUGGCGUUCCAGAUGAAAUUGCCAUAAUAUUAGAACAACACCUCGACAAAAAUGAAGCUGACACUGAUGAAAAAAUUUGGCCCAUCAUUUGGGAUUUUGCUGGACAGGACAUCUAUCGUGCUAUGCAUCCGAUCUUUAUGUCCUCAGAUGACAUUUAUCUUCUCGUGUUUGAUCUUACAAAGAAAUUGAGUGAAAAAGCAGAAUGUCGAGUCAAUGUGGGACACAGAGAGCUUACUGCAACAGCCCUUAAUGGUGAGGACACCAAUUUAGAUCACUUAUUUAGGUGGAUGGACUUGAUUCACUCUUUAAAGAAGAAUUUUCAGAGCGAUGGUCUUUCGUAUCCUCCAGUCAUACUUGUCGGUACCCAUGCUGACUGUGUAGACGAUCCACGUCAAGCAAUUGAAUCUGUAGUAGAAGAGGAGUGUUCAAGUGUGUUCGAUAUAGACACUUAUUUACCACACAUCGCAGAUUGUCUACCGAUUGAUAACACAAAAUCUGGAAAGUCAACCGACCAGGAAGAAAUCAUUGAGUUGCGGAGAAAGAUCUUGGAGUUGGCUGAUACAAUGCCUCAUACAAAGAAAAAAAUCCCUUUGCAAUGGCAUCGUGUUGAGAAAGAAAUUUGCCAACCCGUCUGGCAACAAGAAAAGUAUCUUCUACUGGAAUCAUUUCGGGAAAAGAUGGUUUCACCCUACUGCACGUUUGAGGAUGAGGGCGACUUUGAUGAGCUUGUGUAUUUUUUGCAUGGCCGUGGAACAAUAGUGUACCAUGAGUAUGAACAUGAUAAAAAGAAAGGUCUGAUUGUCUUGAAUCCCCAGUGGUUAAGCCAUGUACUCUGUGAGAUUAUCAAAGUGAAACCAGAUGAUAAGGAACCUUGGAUAAUAAAAGAUCGCAAGAAAUUGGCAGAAAAAGGAGUUCUAUCAGUGAACGAUUAA